AUGCCAUCAACAACAACGACAGAUAAUACAUUAGCUGACGCAAAUCGUCAAAAAUUAUUAUUAUCUUCACGUGCUUGGGAUACAUUAGCUACUGAUCGUAAUAAUCUACGUAGAAAUAAUACAAAUUUAACGAAGACUGGCAGUUUAGAACGAGGAAUUAAUACACGUCUAGGUGGUCUUACAGAUCGUAGUCGACGUGGAGGUCAAGGAAAUCCUGAUUCAGAAGAAUCGAGUGAAGGAGAUGAUGAUGAUGAAGAAGAAGAUCAAUUAAUUGAACGAACACGUCAAGAUCAAACUGAUUUACCAUCAGAAUAUUGGCAAAUACAACGAUUAGUUAAAUAUCUUAAAGGUGGAAAUCCAACUGCAACUGUCAUUGCAUUAUCAUCCAUUCGUGAUUUUAAUUUAUCAAUAGAAAUAUGUCAAUUAGCUAUUCGUGAUGUUGGAGGUUUAGAAGUUCUAGUUAAUUUACUUGAAACAGAUGAUAUUGAUUGUAAAAUUGGUUCAUUAUAUAUUCUUAAAGAAGUGUCAAAUAAUCCAUCUAUACGUCGAAAUAUAGCUGAUCUUGGUGGAUUACAAACAAUGGUUAAAUUACUUGAUGAACCAGAAAAAGAUUUAAAAUGUCUUGCUGCUGAAACUAUUGCUCAUGUUGCUAAAUUUAAACGAGCGCGUCGAGUUGUUCGACAAAAUGGAGGUAUUAAACGAUUAGUCUCUCUUUUGGAAAAUGCUUCUGUUAGUGGUCAUGGAUCCAAUACUCAUGCUUCACCUAAUGAUCAUGCAAAAAAUAUUGAAGUUGCUCGUGCAGGUGCCUUAGCUCUUUGGAGUUUAAGUCGAUCGAAUCUUAAUAAACAUGCUAUGCAACGUGCUGGUGUUAUUCCACUUUUGGCUAAAUUACUAAAAAGUUCUAAUGACAAUAUGUUGAUUCCUGUGGGUGGCAUUAUAGAAGAGUGCGCUACUGAUCCUGUUUAUCGAACAGCAAUUCGAGGUAUGAUUCCUGAUCUUGUCAAAAGUCUAUCGGGUACCAAUGCUGAAUUACAAAAACAUUGUGCUAGUGCUAUUUUUAAGUGUGCAGUCGAUAAAGAAAUACGUGACCUUGUGAGAAAACAUUCGGGUCUUCGUCCUUUACAUGAUCUUUUACAACAAACUGAAAAUAAAGCAUUAUUGGCUGCAGCGACAGGUGCUAUUUGGAAAUGUGCAAUUUCUCGUGAAAAUAUUGCACAAUUUCAAGAAUUUCGAACAAUCGAUGCACUUGUACAAUUACUUAAUAAUCAACCAGAAGAAGUCUUAGUUAAUGUUGUUGGUGCAUUAGCUGAAUGUGCAAAAGAAGCAGAGAAUCGAACAACAAUUCGUAAAGCUGGUGGAAUAUCACCAUUAGUUAAUUUACUAACAGGAACAAAUCAAGCUUUAUUAGUGAAUACUUGUCAUGCAUUACGUCAAUGUGCUGAAGAACCUGAAAGCGUCACAAUGAUUGAUCGUUUGGAUGGUGUUCGAUUAUUAUGGUCACUUUUAAAAAAUCAAAAUCCACAAGUACAAGCUGCAGCUGCUUGGGCUAUAUCACCAUGUGUGAAAAAUCUAAAAGAUUCAGGUGAAAUGGUACGAAGUUUUGUUGGUGGUCUUGAAUUGAUUGUAUCAUUAUUAAAAUCAAAUGAUGUUGAAGUAUUAGCAAGUGUUUGUGCUGCUAUAGCUGAAAUAGCAAAAGAUGAAGAAAAUUUAGCUGUUAUAACAGAUCAUGGCGUUGUUAAACUUCUUUCAAAUUUAGCUACAAGAAAUGAAGAUAUACUUCGUCGUUAUCUAGCUGAAGCUAUAGCUGAAUGUUGUAAAUGGGGAAAUAAUCGACAAGCAUUUGGUGAAAAUCAAGCUGUAGCACCACUUGUUAAACAUCUUAAAUCAUCUGAUCCCAAUGUACAUCGAUCAACAGCUAAAGCAUUACAUCAAUUAUCAAAAAAUCCCAUGAAUUGUGUUACAAUGCAUGAAGCUGGUGUUGUUCGAUUAUUAAUGGAAAUGGUUGGUUCAAAAGAUGAUGUACUUCAAGAGAAUGCUGCUAUAUGUAUAUCAUAUAUUCGACGAUUAGCAUUAGCUAAUGAAAAAUCAAGAAAUGGUUGA
Rotaria sordida is the source of this 2100-nucleotide messenger RNA. The record is from the annotation of a GenBank genome assembly. NCBI's taxonomy places the organism in Eukaryota, Metazoa, Rotifera, Eurotatoria, Philodinida, Philodinidae.